CAAUUAAUCUGGCUUUGUGAAUGAAACAGAUGUGCAAAAAUAUGCAACUGAUUUCUUUUGGCUGCAUCCACAACACAGCGCGCGUUUGGAAAUAUGCAUUUGCGUGUGUGAUGAAAUUAUUAUUAAUAAUAAAAAUAGACCUGUCACCACACACUGUAAAUAUCUGCGGAGGCAUCUAGAGACGACACGAACCCAGACAGAUAGUAAUGAAGGUGAUGAUGGCAUUGCACCAAAAUGUCAUCGAAUAAAAAUGCGCCUAACAUGUUCAAGCAGUUGCUCAAUCUGAUAAAGAAGGUUGUUUCAGGGAAAAGCUCUGAUAAUUGACACAUGCCGGUUUGUUUAGAUUCUCUUCCUUAUGUGUGGAAGUGCAAGCACGUUAUUCUCCACUAGUGGUCCUCCUACUGUAAAUAUGUGCCUUUCUGAGAAAUACAAGAGAAACGAAAGUAUAACCAGUAACUGAAAGGCAAACAUCUCAUUGUAAAGAAAAUACACCCUCUAAUUUGCAUGACUGGGAUUUCAGUUUCACAAUGAUAUCAUUUAAACGAAUCACAGAGUCAGAAGAGUUCAUUUCAUUUAAAAGGUAUUUUGUUGUACAGGCUGAUGUCAUUCUUCUUGUUAAAUGGGCUUUCAGGUAUGGCUUAUUCACAUAUAAAUCACAUUGACUGGGCCAUGAAGACUAAAAGCUCAUGCAGACAAUAGAUUUUUGAAUCCCCUGAAAUUGCAUGCAAAACUUUUAAACGGUCUUUUUUGUGUAAUAACUUUAGCACAAAUUAUGUCUAAUAAGCAGAACUUUUUGUGCAGUGCAUGUCUGAGUGUUUUUAAUAUGCAUGCUGUCAUGCAAUCUAAACUCUAUCAGGGGGUGUAAGAAACUUAAAAGAAUAAGAAACUUAUGGAUACAUGCUUGCAUGGUCCGCAGAUGUGGAUUUACUGCAGAAUUCAGUUUCAUUUACGGCUAAGGCUUUACGGAUCUGAACUGAUCUGUCAGCUCUAACACAGUGUUACAUUAACAGGACAAAUGGAAACAUGCAUAAUUCACAACAACCGUAACAGUAAGAUGAGCAUGUUCAACCCUUAGAUUCAUGAACUUAUUGAAUCACACACACACACACACACACACACACACACACUAAGCCUACUAAUACUGAUAUAUGAUGACAUUAGGGUAUUAAUGUGGCCAUUAACCUUAGCUGAUCAUUGUCCAUUCAGAUACUUUUCUUGGUAUCUAUUCUUUGGUUAAAAAAACGAAGAAGAAAAAAGGGAACUUUAUUUGGAAAUGCUUAAACUUUUAUAAGAGAAGUGAAAGAAGACGCUUUACUAUCAGGUAGGAGUGGCCAAAUCCUGAGUUGAUUUCAGAGAAAGCCUGAGAGUGAAAGGAUUCCGGGAAAUGGGCGGAGCUGUUCGCCUUAUAUGUAGAGCUUUCACAGCGCUGUCAGUUCAUUCUGACAUUAGAACGAGCAGAAGAUUCUGUCUCGCGCGGAGGAGCUCUCUAUCGAGAUAUAACGGUGGAAUAAAUCAAUGGGAGUUCAAACACGCCUGAUUUUGGAAACGGCGACGAGAGUUUGUCAAAGGCAGAGUUGUACUGACUGCUCUUGGAGUUCACAUUCGCUAAAACGACAGAUGAGUCUCUAGAUGAUCUUCCUGUGGUACGGCAUGGAAGACCACACUGGUUGGUCUUUCCUGUAGGAUGGUGGCGCACAGUUCAGUGGAAGGGAAUCAAGGCACGGAAGAACCCCAAGCGAGGACAGAAGCCUCCCCAAAGUUCUCCCAAUCCCAAACACCCAGGCCAAGCCAACUGGCAGCGGUUAUCCAGACACAUUUCAGGCCCUUCAACUAUGCCAGGGACUUCAAGACCAUCGCGAAGACCACCUCAAUGCUAGAGGAGAGUGGCUUCUAUUGGGGUCCCAUGACUGUGGAGGAAGCACAUCAGAAGCUGAAGAAGGAGCCAGUGGGAACUUUCCUGAUCCGGGACAGUUGUCAGAGCGACGUUUUCUUUACACUGAGUUACACGGCACAGAACGGUCCCGUCAGCGUCCGGAUUACCUUCAAGAAUUCCAAAUUCAGUCUGACUGGCAGCAAGCAAUCUUUUGACUGUCUUUUCAAACUGCUGGAGCACUACAUCAGUUCCCCGAAGAAGGGUCUCGUCAGGCCCUACAGGAAAGAACCGGUGGAGUCUCUGCAGCAGCUGUGCCGCAGACGGAUUAUCGAAACAUGCGGCGGAAAAGACAUCGACCGCAUCCCUGUGCACCCGAUCCUCAAAGACUUCCUCCAUGCCUUCCCUCAUCCGCUAUGAAGACCAGACUCAUUGCAUUAAAGCGCUGCUGGAAUAUUCUGGAGAUACUUGAUGGACUCCUCGUGGUCCUGUUCUGUUUUAGGACACAGGAAUCAUACUGUAGCACAUUCUGGAAUAUCAGACUUGAACACUGCACAAUGAAAGUUUACAUUGUUUGUGAAUGUUUACACUAUACGGGAAUAUUGUGUUCCUUCGGUUCUAUUUCUGCUAUGCAGAAAGAUUUAUUUCAAAAUAAUACUUUUUAUAAAAAUAAUAAAUGUAUUUGUAAUCAACUUAAA
Molecule: messenger RNA, 2568 nt
Organism: Carassius gibelio (silver crucian carp)
Lineage: Eukaryota; Metazoa; Chordata; Actinopteri; Cypriniformes; Cyprinidae
Product: suppressor of cytokine signaling 1
Exons: 2
Coding region: 1685-2290 (201 amino acids)
Biological process (GO): intracellular signal transduction; phosphatidylinositol phosphate biosynthetic process
Cellular component (GO): phosphatidylinositol 3-kinase complex
Molecular function (GO): 1-phosphatidylinositol-3-kinase regulator activity
Source: RefSeq, a predicted model, not a curated record